AUGAGUCGAGGCCGCACCCUUCGCGAUUGGGAUGCAGACGAGAGCCAUAAGCGGGUCGCUGUUAGCCGAAGGGGCUCCGACACUGACUAUGACAUUCGAGUUCCUCGAAGCUCUCAUGUCGAUGCUCAACCCGAGCCCAGCUACUAUGGCCCCAAUUUUGUCAACUCGGAGCAGGGUCGCUCUUCGUCGCUCGCUUAUGGGGAUAUCAGGGAGCCCAAGAUGCCCGAUCCAUGGAAGAAAGCCCCACAGCCUUACCCCGAAGGGAUGAAUGAUCAGUACCUCACCUACAAGGACUAUGGAGAUCAGUACUCAAAAGCCAACCGAGCGUUCAAGCUUGCAAACCCACUAGCUACUCCAGACAACCACCCGAAUAUCGUCGAAAAGGUUGAGAGAGGCUUGGCCUUGGCUGCGGAAGCGAGAACUGCAGCCAACUUGGAAGCGGCAGCCCGGUCUGGCUUUGAUCAUAAGUUUCCUUAUGCUUACGACAGCCUGGCGAAAAAGGCUUCACACAAAAAGCCAGUAAAGGAAAAACUUGAAGCAGCAAAGAAGAUCAGAAAAAAUGAGGGGAAGCUUCAUGGCAAGCUCCCUGCUGAUUAUUAUGAGAAGCAGCCUUGA
Aspergillus heteromorphus CBS 117.55 is the source of this 615-nucleotide messenger RNA. RefSeq lists its product as uncharacterized. NCBI's taxonomy places the organism in Eukaryota, Fungi, Ascomycota, Eurotiomycetes, Eurotiales, Aspergillaceae. Bases 1 to 615 code for a protein of 204 amino acids. The transcript is spliced from 2 exons. The record is from RefSeq and is a predicted model, not a curated record.